AUGACUCAACGUGAGGUUUACAUCGCUGCUGCUGUCCGCACCCCUCUUGGUGGUUUCAAUGGUUCUUUGGCUUCUUUGGCUGCAACCAAGCUCGGUUCCAUUGCUAUCGAAGCUGCCGUCAAGAAGGCUAAUUUGCCUGUUGAAGCUGUCGAAGAAGUCAUCUUUGGUUGUGUCUUGUCUGCUGGUCUUGGUCAAAACCCUGCCCGUCAAGCUGCUCUGGGUGCUGGCCUCAAGGACGAGACUAUUGCUACCACUGUUAACAAGGUUUGUGCUUCUGGCAUGAAGGCUGUUAUCAUGGCUGCUCAAUCUAUCAUGCUUGGCAAUGCUGAGGUUAUCGUUGCUGGUGGUAUGGAAUCCAUGAGCAAUACUCCUUACUACUUGCCCAAGCAACGUUUCGGUUCAACCUAUGGCAACACUGAAGUUGUUGAUGGUAUUGUCAAGGAUGGCCUCACUGAUGUAUACAACGACUAUUUGAUGGGUGUUGCCGCUGAGGAAUGUGCCGCUGAAUAUGAGAUUUCUCGUGAGCAACAGGAUGACUACGCUAUCGAGUCUUAUAAGCGUGCUCAAGCUGCUUUCGCUGCUGGUCACUACAAGGAAGAGAUUGUUCCUGUCACCGUUUCUGGUGGUCGUGGUAAGCCUGAUCGUGUUGUUGAGCAAGAUGAUGAGGUUGCCAAGUUGAACGAAGAAAAGCUCCGUGCUGUUCGUCCUGCUUUCCAACCCAAGAAUGGAUCCGUCACUGCUCCCAACUCCUCUCCUCUCUCUGACGGUGCUUCUGCUCUCAUCAUUGCUUCCAAGGAGGCUAUUGAAAAGUACAACCUUCCUGUCAUUGCCAAGAUUAGCGGUUGGGGUGAAGCUGCUCAAGCUCCUGCUCGUUUUACUACAUCUCCUGCUCUUGCUGUUCCCAAGGCUAUCAAGCACGCUGGUUUGACUGCUGAGGACAUCUCUUUCUAUGAAAUCAAUGAAGCUUUCUCUGUUGUUGCAUGUGCCAACAAGAAGAUUUUGAAUCUUUCCGCUGACAAAGUUAAUGUUUGGGGUGGUGCUGUUGCUAUGGGACAUCCUCUGGGCUGUUCUGGUGCUCGUAUCAUUACUACACUUUCCUCUGUUUUAAAGAGCAAUGGCGGCAAAUACGGUGUUGCUGCUGUCUGUAACGGUGGUGGCGGUGCUUCUGCCAUUGUCAUUGAACGUUUGUAA
Molecule: messenger RNA, 1191 nt
Organism: Mucor velutinosus
Lineage: Eukaryota; Fungi; Mucoromycota; Mucoromycetes; Mucorales; Mucoraceae
Exons: 5
Coding region: 1-1191 (396 amino acids)
Biological process (GO): ergosterol biosynthetic process; fatty acid beta-oxidation
Cellular component (GO): mitochondrion
Molecular function (GO): acetyl-CoA C-acetyltransferase activity
Source: RefSeq, a predicted model, not a curated record